AUUCAUCCAGGCCGAAAGGUGGCAGUAAUGCGCUCCUCACUGCGGUCAGACGCGUGAAGUUUGCAGGAGAAAACAUGGCGACGCCCUUGAUCAGACACACCAAACUCCUGUCGACGGUGGCCAGCCAGUUCAAUUCAGCUGCAUGUUUCAGGAAUAUCCAUUGCACUGCAGCUUGUUUAAAGAACCGUGCAGCUCGUAUUCGAGUAGGUAAAGGAGACAGACCAUUGACUUAUGAGCAGGCGUAUCACCCCCAUCACAUUGGUCAUCGAAAAGGCUGGCUCUCACAACACACUAGUAAUCUUGAAGGUGAGGAUGGAGCGGCAGAAAGAAUUGUGGAGGACGUCUUCAUCAGAAGAUUCAUGUACGGGACAUUUCACGGCUGUUUAGCCGAUGAACUGGUGAUAAAACGUAGAGGCAACGUUCUGAUCAUUUGUGCUGUGAUGAUACAGAAACUCUUGCCACCAAAGUUGUAUUUUCUCAUUGGGUACGCGGAGGAGCUGCUCUCCCACUUCUACAAGUGUCCUGUUAAAAUGGAGGUGCAGACAGUUGAGGAGAAAGUCGUCUACAAAUAUCUAUGAGUGUGCAUAGACCUUCUGUAACGUUGUCUUUAUGUCUGUGUUUAAAACUGUACAUUGUAUGAGUUUAACUCAAAAGUGUAUAUCAAGAAAAUUUGCUUCAUUAAAAUACUGACGAUUGAG
This is a messenger RNA of Paramisgurnus dabryanus, 698 nucleotides long. It is a transcript of the gene mrps24, whose product is annotated as mitochondrial ribosomal protein S24. Gene Ontology annotation, cellular component: mitochondrion. Gene Ontology annotation, biological process: translation. Lineage: Eukaryota; Metazoa; Chordata; Actinopteri; Cypriniformes; Cobitidae. The record is from RefSeq and is a predicted model, not a curated record.